AUGGCGCUCCAACCUACAGCAGCAGUCGCGCCUUUGUGGCGCGGCAGGCGGCGCAUGCUUUCUGGAUAUGCGCUCGUCAGCGUGCUAGCCUUCUCCCUCGCUCUCUCUUCGCAGCGGGCCUGGCGCGUCGAGGGUCACAUCCACGGCGCCCUGGAACACUUUGACUCGUUUUCCUUCGAUGACAUGCCCCAGCAGACGUUUUGCGAGUGGCUCGAGGCCGAAGGCGCCGGCGCCUUGUCGGCGUACCUUGGAGGCCAGACGACCUUGCGUCUCCUCGCUUCGCUCUGCGCCUCCACGGCGCAGGCCGCCGCCGGCGCGCUCGCACAGCGGGGGGGAGAAGAGAGGGAGAGAGAGGAGAGGAGGACGAAGCGACGACAGCAACCUUGUCUGGAAAGAAGGGCGUGGCGGCGCGUUGGCGCAUCAGGAGUGGACGCGCGAUUGACUGUGAGAAUGAUGACUUCGGCUCUCUCGCGGCGUCUCUCGACCGCGCCCGACGUGACCCUGCCCCCCAAACCCCCCGCUCCGGAGCACAGAGCUGCGACCGCGUCCGCAGACGAGGACGAGCGAGCUUUUGAGGGAGGUGAAACGGAGUCUGCGGCUCAGGAGCCUUCACCUGAGCCGCCCGCACGCGCCUCGACUCGUGACGCGCCAAAGCGCGGCGGCAACUCGAAGUCGAGGAGAAAACGAAGGCAGCGAAAACGCCAGACGGACGCUGCUUCGGCGGCAUCGCCUUCCGGUCCGACUAGGGGGGAGGAAGAGGUGCCCGAGGGGGGAAAAGAAGACGGCGCGCGGUAUUCCUUCCGCUCGUUCGCGUCCUCGCUGCUGUCGGCGAUUUCCAUUACGGUAGCCACCGAGUUGGGCGACCGCACGUUUUUCCUGGCUGCGUUGCUAUCCAUUAAGUACAGCAAGGCGCUGGUGUUUGUGGGGACGUGUCUCGCGCUGUUCCUCAUGACGGCGUUUUCCACGGGUCUGGGCCGCGCGCUCCACUACGCGCCCGACGUGCCUUUCCUGAAGAAGUACGUCGGUGACCUGCCGCUUGACGCGUGGCUCUCUGCGGUCCUGCUCUUCUUUUUCGCGGCGCUGCACCUGCAGAGUCUCUGGAACUCUCAGGAGCGCGCGAGCGAGUCGACGUCGCCCUCGUCGUCGCCCAGCACCUCGCGCGCGUCCGUCGGCGCCGCCCCGCUCACGCCAGACUCGGGAAGCCGCAAGCCUCAGCGAGAGCUGCUGCCGACCUCGGCGUGCGGCUACCUGCCUCCGUGGUGUGCUGCGGCAGCGGGUGCGGCGGGCGAGCGGGAGCCCUCGGGUGGAGACAGAUGGCCGCAGGUCGACUCGCGGGACUCGCUGGAGGGAGAGGAGAGCUGGCCUGUUGGUAAGACCGGCAGAGUCCGAAGCGACGAGCCGCACGAGCUCGCCGACGGAGGCAAGAGGCCAGGCGGCCAGCGGCGUCACGCCGAACACGAAGUUAUGGAUGAAAAUUUCGCCGAAGCAGAAGAAGAAGUCGAGAGAAUACAGUACACCAGACUGGGAGUCCACCCGUCGUCGCUGAAGGUAUUGUGGGAAGUGUUCCUGAUCAUUGGAGCAGCUGAAGUCGGCGACAAGUCCAUGAUCGCAACUGUCACUCUCUCCACGACGCAGAACCCCAUCGGUGUCUUCAUUGGUAGGUUGUUUUUCUACCGAAUCAUGCUGACUCCGCAGCCGGUCGCCCAGAUGCUGGAAGCCAAUAGGCAGCGAAGCUGUCUUGGCCACGCAGCCGUGACGCUGCUCGCAGUCGUGGCAGGAAUGAUGUUUCAGGGACGACUCAGCGAGCGCUGCAUGAACAUCGGCUGCGGCUUCCUUUUCCUCGGUUUUGGCUUCCUCGCUCUUGGAGAGGCACUCGCACGUUCCUGA
Molecule: messenger RNA, 1887 nt
Organism: Besnoitia besnoiti
Lineage: Eukaryota; Apicomplexa; Conoidasida; Eucoccidiorida; Sarcocystidae
Exons: 4
Coding region: 1-1887 (628 amino acids)
Biological process (GO): calcium ion transmembrane transport; manganese ion transmembrane transport; Golgi calcium ion transport
Cellular component (GO): Golgi apparatus
Molecular function (GO): calcium ion transmembrane transporter activity; manganese ion transmembrane transporter activity
Source: RefSeq, a predicted model, not a curated record